GAGCAAGGGAAACUUAUUGAAAUAGAAUGCCUGGAAUGUGAAUAUGAAAUAAAAAAAAUUGGCACUAAAAUUGCAACUUAUACCAAAGGAGUCGUUGAGGCUCAGCUGGAAUUAGUUAAAAAGCUUGAGUUAACCUUAGAACAUGCAGUUCAGUUGGGAGAUCCUGAUGUGAUUCAGGUUGUUUGUACAACCCAGUGGAAUCUGUGCUUACCACUGCUACAACACAAUUUGCAUCAACAUGUGCGAAAGCCAUUGAUAUCAGUUGCUGAUGUCCUUGAAGAGAUUGACAGCAUGUUGAUCUUGUUGCGUUGCCAAGUUCAUAUGGAAAUAGCUCGUAUUGAAGAAGGUGGGGAUAGAAUAGAGGCUGCUGUGGAACAUUUACAAAAAGCUAUACAUCUAAACAACAGCGGGCAGUAUCAAGAACAUCUAAGACUGACUUUUAACCGUCUUCGUUUAUGCGCUGUGCUGUAUAAGUCACCUGAGUGUCUAGAGGAUCGGGCAGUAAUGAUGAUUGAACAGGCUAAAAGGGGAAAGCAGAAGGAUAAUGUGAGGAAAAAGAGGUCCCUUCUGGUAAACGCAGGUCUUGCACUAGCUCCUGAUUCAUUUCAAAUAGUCCUUGACAGUGAAAAUGAAGCUAAAGUUUCUUCAGGUAAAAGUAGGAGUCAAAUAAGCUACCUCUGUGCAAAAGCACAACAUCAUAUUAAAUGCAUGGAGAAAGUUGAUGAACAUUUGAAGCACUUAAGAAAUGAAAAGGACAGAGAGAGAAUUAUACUUUGGGCAGAUUUGGCAAAAGUUGCACGUAAACAAGAAGUAUGGGAUGUCUGCCGUGCAGCAUGCAGAUUUUGUCUCUUGUAUGAUGAAACUUUGUGGUCCAAUCAAAAUAAAGACAGUUUAAUAAGUAAAGCAAAAGCCGCGCACGCAACUGAUGAUGAUGAGGGUGACGGCUUACUGAGAGAAUCAUUACUACCUGCUAAAUCAUUCUCUUUUGAAAGAGAUUUGCUCAGAAUAUUAGCAGAAAUAAGAUUCAUUAAUGCAGAGGCAACUGUUCAUUUAUUGAGGUUGCAGGGAAUUGAACUGAAUGAUCAUGCUGUACCUCCAGAAGAUACAAGGCAGUAUAAUCCAGGAUAUGUUUCAUAUCUUUCUGAAAAUGAUCCAGAAUGGAAGACAUACAGUUUAUGGAUAGACUACUUAUCUCAGUACGCUAUGGAAAACUUCCAACGUGCAGCCGAAAUAGGGGAAGAAUUGAAUGAAGCCUGGAUUGUUCACAAUGCUGUGGUGUAUAUCUUAAACUACAACAGGCAUCUGAUCUCCUCAGGAAGACAAAGGGAAAUUAUUGAGUAUCUGCAGACUCUUCUUGGAGCCAUGAAGACUGUUGGGCACAAUGGAAGCACUGAGAUUUUAUUGAUGUUAUGUAAUGCUUUGGCUCGGGGCUUAAUUCUUUGUUGGAUUCCAAAGCCAAAACUUUUUGAGAAGACAAAAAAAGAUGCAUCUUUUUCAGUGGAUCCCAGUGGACUUUGUGAUAUCAAAGCUGCCUUAGAGAUUUGUGAAUUUGCCUUAAAAGUGACAACUGCCAUCAUACCUAAUGAAACAGUACCUAUUGCUGCACAACAACAGAUCAUUGCUACAUGGGUGAAAGCAAAACAGUUAAAUCAGCAGCAGAUCAGACAGAAACUUGGGACUGAGGAGGAGAAUAAUGAAGAAGCACAAAACCCUGUGGCAAGAAUUCUUGUUGGCCUAGAAAUGUAUUCAUGUAAUGGCUUGGGUCUCAUGGAUUUCACUGUUCCUAGCUUAUCUCAGUUAGUGAAAUUGGCUUUAGAAUGCAGUUGGUCAGAUUCCUUAGUGGAAUUGCAGACACUGACACGACUUACAUAUUUUGCAUAUGCAUCACGUGACUAUGAAAUAGUGAUGACUUGUUCCAAAAGGAUCUUGCAAUCUAAUGAGAACUUUUUCCACGACAGAGAUACUAAGAAAUAUGAAAUGCCUGGUAACAGAGUGAGACAAGAAAUGUUAAGCACUACUGCCUGUAUACAAGGAAAGAGUAUAAUGGAACAUUUGUCUGGAAGAAAACAUUUGCGUGUAGCAGCAUCAAAAGCCUUUGUUCAGAGUGCCAGGUAUGCAGGUGAAGCUGGAAAUUAUUCCCUUGUAAUGUUUGCAGCUAGACACUUUUGGAAUACGUGUUUACCUUUGCUGGGUUCUCCACAUGACAGAGAGCA
This is a messenger RNA of Phaethon lepturus (White-tailed tropicbird), 2213 nucleotides long. It is a transcript of the gene CFAP46, whose product is annotated as cilia and flagella associated protein 46. The annotation marks the transcript as partial. The record is from RefSeq and is a predicted model, not a curated record. NCBI's taxonomy places the organism in Eukaryota, Metazoa, Chordata, Aves, Phaethontiformes, Phaethontidae. The transcript has 18 exons. Gene Ontology annotation, biological process: cilium movement involved in cell motility; axoneme assembly.